UCGAUGUAAAUGCAAAUCUAAAUUAGUUAUACAAGCUUUAAUGUUAAUUUUAUAAAUUUUAUUCGAGUUACUUUUUUUACGUCAUACAUGUGAAGGGGCCCUUUUUCCGAGCUCGCCUUGGACCCCGAAAUCUCAGGGCCGGCCCUGUUAAAUAACAUCUCGAAGCUAUACCUAAUCGAUAUACGUAUCCGCCUAACGUCGCAGCAAAUAUUUUUAGCGCGUAUGGUAAGUACGUGCUUGAAACGAAUUUACGAGCCUUGUUCCCUAAUCUGUUGCUAACGAAUGCAUGUAAAAAUCGAACGUUUUCCUCGACGAGAGCAUUGACCUUUUCACCGUCAUUCAUGACAUUGACACGGUACACGUGAUUGCCAAGCUCUUAAUUUAAAACACGAUUCAAGGUAGUUAGCUAAUAUUUGGCAGGGAAGAGGAAAACGACUAGACAGCUUGGCAUCGCUAGCAAUGAGCAAUGCCGCUGGCUUCUUUUAACUACAACGAAAACGAAUUUUCAAUUCCUAUUUUUAAUUUCGCAAGACGAGCGACCAACAUAACCCCUAAAAAUCAUACAGAUAACAGAAUUCAGAUAUGCAACGCUUAAUCGGCGAGCAUCGAUGAACCUAGAUUAUAUCGAUACUUAUCAUAGUCGACAGGUCGCACGUGACUGCCAAAGUCAAGUUCGAUAAAACUGGCAUCCAACUGAGUUUUAUCACAGACAAGGUCACCGUUUCUUUUUAAAUUUAUUUACUGUGAAUUUCGUGUGUUAAAUGAGAUCAUUGUGUCGUUUAAAAAAUUUUAAUUGCCAUCGUACGUCAUAACUUAAGUGUAUAUAACAGCAGUGCUUAAUCGACGUAAUGCGAUCCUCGUGAGUAAUAAGUAUGGCGCGUGUUUAAACGUAUACGAUACAAUAAAACGUAAACGUCUGCGUGUUAUUUAUCAUUCUCGAUCCAUUAGCAAGGCGUGCGUCAAAAACAAUUUUUUCAAAUCAACUUUCCCAGCAAUUUAACGACUAAACGAGAAAUUAUUUUAAGAUGAUCGUUACGUAUCCCAGUAGGGUUAGUCGCGUUUUUCAGCCGUCCUCUGGAAUCGAGGUUAAAACCGCGUUAUAUAUCGGACGAAGCCACAAAAUUGUCGCAAGUGUUACAGACUUGACAGUAUGUACGCAGUACAAUGAAUACCUAAAAGUAACUGAUCAGCUGUGGUAAAUUCGAGGGUUAAGUAGAAAGAGAACCGGUGAAAGAAACCUAAAACGUUUAUUGUUGUUUCCUUACGCGAAUCUCUACGAUCAAGUCGAUUUAGAAUUCUUUCAAAUUCGCUACGUGUCAUAGUCGAUGACGUAAUUGGUGCGCUUACCAAUAUCGAAUUUAAACAAGCACAGAUUCUGGUAGUAGGAAGCAACGUGUACCUCCUGUAAAAGUUGCUCAUAAAAAUAGUUACAACGAAAGUGAGGCAAUGCCUCAGUGCUCACGACUCCAACAGGAGGCAAUAAAUUGUAAGGAUAAUCGCAAGAAUGUUGCGAAACAAACUUCCAAACAGAAAACCCAGAAUGAUCGCAAAACAAAAAAGAAAAAGAAGAAGCAAAAUGAUAAAGAAAAUCCAAGUAUAGUUUAUUCUGAGGAGACCAAAGAAAAUGAAACUGAUGUUAAAAAAUCGAAAUCCUUGAAAGAAAAGGAGACAUUUCCAAAAUAUAUACCUACAAGUAAAAUCGAUGAAAUUUUAAUGCUCAAAAAUUCAAUGGAUGUACAGUAUGUAGAAGGAUAUCUGCGUAUUAAUUCUAGAUAUAAUAAGCAUGCUUAUUUAUCUUUAUUCGACGAUCAGUGCGAUCUACUGAUAAUUGGUAUAAGAGACCGAAAUCGUGCCUUGGACGGAGACUUUGUUGUAGCUCGUAUAAAUCCUCCAGAAAAAUGGCGCACGCAUCAAGGACAGAUACAGAAAACAGGCAUUGUUAUUUGUAUAAGAGAAAAAAUACAUUCAAGGAAAGCGGUUGGAUGCUUAAGACAAAGGGAUUCGUCCGUAUUUUUUUAUCCUAGAGAUCAACGCGUUCCGUUGAUUAAAAUACAUCGGGAAUCGUUGGAACGAUUCGCUGCAGAUUUAAACUGUUGCGAUGAUACAUUAUAUCUCGCUGUUUUAACUAACUGGGUGAAGCCUCAAUUUGCGUUUGGAAAAAUUGAAAAAGUAGUCGGAAGUAUAGGUGAUGUAGAAGUUGAGUCUAAUGCAAUAUUACUUGAACAUGAUUUGGAUGUAACACCUUACAGCCUUGAUGCAAUAGAAGGGCUUCCUAACAGCGACUAUUCAUUAACAGAGGAUGAUUUAAAAGAUAGAGAAGAUUGGAGAGACGAAUGCGUGUUUACCAUAGAUCCGUCCACAGCAGUUGAUUUAGAUGAUGCAGUUUCUUGCAAACUUUUAAAAAAUAAAAAUUAUGAAAUCGGUGUACAUAUAGCGGACGUUACUCAUUUCCUUGAUUUUGCAUCGCCGUUGGAUGUCCAAGUUUCAAAACGAGCAACAACCAUUUACAUGGCGGAUAAUGUAUACCAUAUGUUACCAAAACAGUUGUGCCAAGUAUGUUCCCUACUACCAGGCCAAGAUAAAUUAGCUUUCUCUGUUAUUUGGGAAUUGACAGAAGAUGCUAAAAUUGUCAGUCAUCGUUUCGCUAAAACUGUAAUAAGGUCGUGUUGUCAAAUGGCGUAUCAACAUGCACAGAAAUUCAUUGAAAAUCCAGAAAAAAAAUGGCCUAAAAAUUUCUUAAGUAUAAGCGGAAAUUUUACUCCUGACGAUUUAUCGAGAAAAGUAAACAUUUUAAAUAAUUUAGCCGUUCAGAUGCGUAAUAAAAGGUUUGAAAAUGGAGCACUACGAAUAGAUCAACCAAAAUUGCAUGUUACAAUUGAUAGGACCACGCGUUUACCAGUAUCGUACAGUAUAGAAGAACAGCGAGAUAGCAACAGACUUAUAGAAGAAUUUAUGUUGUUAGCUAACAUGACGGUUGCCACUCAUUUGUAUGAUACCAUUCCCGAAACCGCUUUGCUACGUAAUCAUAGAGAACCAUCGCAGCGUGUUCUCAAUACGACCAAAGAAACUCUGCAAAGAUUUGGAAUUCAUUUGGACGUUAAAUCGUCUGCUUCCUUGCAUGCCAGUAUCAAACUUUACGAAGAAGAGAUAGAUUUUCAAAGUAGCGAGUCUAAAACUAUGACGAAGUACAGAAUGAUGGUCAUCAACAGUCUUUGUUCCAAAGCUAUGGCACGUGCGACUUACAAGUGUUCCUCGACUGUUAACACAGAGGACGACUUGAAGCAUUACGCUUUAAAUGUGGCCCUUUACACGCAUUUUACUUCUCCGAUUAGACGGUAUUCGGAUUGUGUAGUACAUCGUUUGCUAUAUUGGACUAUGCAAAACGUAACAUUGCCCGAGAAAUGGUCGGAAAAAUUGUGCAAAGAAAUAGCAGCAAUUUGUAACAUCAAAAAGUAUAAUGCAAAAAUGGCUCAAGAACGUAGCAAUGAAUUGUACUUUACGUACUUCGUGGAUUUGAACGGUCCUAUGAUCACUAUAGGCAUCGUGUUGAACGUAACAGAAAAUUUUAUAGACGUUAUACUAUGCCAUGUUGGUAUAAAGUUAAGGAUUUCUCUUUCAGAGUUACGGAGUUCGGCGGAUAUUGAAUAUUCUUCAGAGUAUUCAGUUCCGACGAUACGUAUUUCUUGGAAAGAAACGUCUGCUAGUCAGGUAAUAAAUGUUUUUACUUUAUUGUAUUUGCAAGUUGAAAAGCAUCCCGAGUUUUUUCAACUGAUUGGUACCAUUCUACCACCGAAUGAGGAGGAAAUAGAAUCGUAACAAUUUAUGUUGUGAAUCAUGUUUUUUUUUAUACGAUAUUUACAUGAAAUUCAUAUUUUGGACUAUAUACAUUUGAUGGAUGUUACGUUGAAUUUUAAGUGGCUGCUUAAAGACAAGUGGAUCAUGAUUAGAUAUAAAAGAGACAUUAUUUUGUAAUGAUAUUUUAGAAGAUGGAUCAUUCGAAACAGGUAAAAAAGAAAUAUAUGAAAUUUCUUCUCAA
Molecule: messenger RNA, 4036 nt
Organism: Osmia bicornis bicornis
Lineage: Eukaryota; Metazoa; Arthropoda; Insecta; Hymenoptera; Megachilidae
Product: DIS3-like exonuclease 2
Exons: 9
Coding region: 1447-3816 (789 amino acids)
Biological process (GO): miRNA catabolic process; mRNA catabolic process
Cellular component (GO): exosome (RNase complex); P-body
Molecular function (GO): RNA binding; 3'-5'-RNA exonuclease activity
Source: RefSeq, a predicted model, not a curated record